Molecule: messenger RNA, 2128 nt
Organism: [Candida] anglica
Lineage: Eukaryota; Fungi; Ascomycota; Pichiomycetes; Serinales; Debaryomycetaceae
Source: the annotation of a GenBank genome assembly
ACUAUCCUCUAACCUAUAUCAAUUGGAACUAAGUAUGAUAUCGGCAUUGUUUCUAUACGACACAAAGGGUGAUGUGCUCAUGUCCAAGGUUUACAAGGCGGGCGUCAAGCGGAACAUUGCUGACGUUUUCCGCAUUCAAGUGAUCUCCAACCGUACAGGUGGUGGAGAUGGUAGUGCUGCUCGAGCGGCCGCAGGUGGUGGUGCUGGAGAUGGAGGCCCCGGAUCUGUGUCUGCAGCUGCCAGUAGUGGCGGUGCAGGUGAGGUCAGGUCGCCAGUGUUGACGUUGGGGAGUACGUCGUUUGUUUACAUUAGAAGCGGAUUGGUUUGGAUCUGUGCCGUGACGCGAUCCAAUCAGGAUUGUGGCCAAAUCUUGGAAUUUCUCCAUAAAUUGGAAUCUUUGUUGAUGGUGGUGGUCGGUGAAGAGGCCGAGGGUUACGGUGCUUUAGACGCCGCGCUGGACGCUUCGCUUGGUGACUUGGGCAGUGGUGGCAGUGGUGUAGGCUCUGGAGCUGCUGGUGUAGGAAUAUCCGCUUCUAUCGCUCGAGCUCGUCUCCCCAAGACAACCCUCACAGUUGAUCUAGUCACCAAUAACUUCAAUACGAUCUACGAGUUGUUGGACGAGGUGGUGGAGUUUGGAUACCCCACGAGUCUUGAUUUGGCCACCUUAAGGCCGUACAUGACCAGUGUAGGUGGGAACGAUGGGUUAUUCCGUAGGGCUCUACUUUGGGGAAAUUCCGGGGCCAAUAGCUCCAGCAGCACUCCUAGUAAUACUGGUAAUGGUGGCUCGUCUUCCAAAAAGGAUGACUCGGGGUCACCCCCCUCCAACGUCCCCUGGAGACCUCAAGGGAUCAAGUACCGUAGAAAUGAAAUUUUUUUGAAUGUUGAGGAGAAAAUCCACGUGCUCUUGGCCCCUCAGGGUGAUGUUCUACGGUCAUAUGUCGAUGGGAAGAUCCAGAUGAAGACUCAUCUCUCAGGAAUGCCCGAGUGUAAGUUUGGGUUGGGCGACGGGAGCGUUCUUUUGAAUGAAGGAGGGUCUACCAGAGGCGGUGGAGGCGCUGACUAUGCCACGGGGGCCAUCCUUGAAGACUCCAAGUUCCACCAAUGUGUUAGUCUCCGACAAUUCGACGAGCAAAGAACCAUCAAUUUUGUGCCACCAGAUGGAGACUUCCAACUCAUGUCGUACCAAUGUCUUCAGAAUGUGACGCUUCCCUUUACCGUACAGGCACAGGUUGUGCAACAGGGUCCACAGAAACUACUUUACCGAGUGAAGAUCAGUCUGUGCUUCCCCAAUAAGGUGCUUGCCCGAGACGUGGUACUCACGGUGCCCACCCCAAGAGGCGCAGUCGCUAGACAAUACACCCAGACCCUGCUGGGCAAGUGUAAGUUCCACCCAGAGGACAAUGCCUUCCGGUGGAAAAUCAGCAAGUUUGCCGGACAACAAGAACAAACAUUGACGGGGGAAGUCGAGCUCGGCACCAACGAAAGUGUCGGGUCAGGCUCCGGCUCCGGUUCCGGGUCGACCGUGACAAACUGGGCACGCCCACCAAUGAACCUCGCAUUCAAUAUUGACAUGUACCUGAGUUCCGGUCUCACGGUCAAGUACUUGAAGGUUCACGAACAGGCAAACUAUAGAACGGUGAAAUGGGUAAAGUACGCCACUCUGGCAGGAAGUUACGAUAUCAGAUAUUAGAAAUAGUUAAACCCACAGCGACAGGUUGACACACACACUUGUUUGUUCUUUGUAGACCCGUCACUGGUUGAAAAUAACGGCGAUUCACGGGGGGCGCCCACAGGGUGGGGUCAGAGUAGGAGUUCCAGAUGAUGCCUUAGGGGAAGGAGAGUACCCACCCUACGGGGUGUGUAAUCCGCUCCGCUGGCACUCCGUGGGCCACUAGCCGUGGAGGCUAUGUUCCUCUAACGAGGAAGGUCAGGAGGGGUGGCCAGGACUCCUCGUAGAGGAGCCAGGCACCACGUAGUGGCUCUCCCUGAGUAGGGGCCAGCGGAGCGUUUUAGUGUUCCACAGAGAAGGAGAACCCCUACGCUAAAGGAUUAGCAAGUUAGUCGUGCGGGGCUCCAUGGAGAGUCCCUUCAAGGAUAGGAAUUAACGGGAAGGUCUAGUUGUUGGUAC